AUGUAUUUCACAGAUGCAGCUACUAUUCUCUUUAUUGUCACCUGUGUUUUGUUGGUAAUUUUGUCAUUCAGUCAGAAGAAAAAAGUCCAUUUAAAUUAUCCUCCUGGACCACCAUGCUUGCCUAUUAUUGGAAAUAUACACAUUAUGAAUCUGAAUAAACCUUACCUAACAUUUCAUGAGCUUGCUGAGAAAUAUGGCUCUGUGUACAGCCUACAGAUGGGAUCUCAGAAUAUGGUUGUGCUGUGUGGCUAUAAGACUGUGAAAGAGGCUCUGGUUAACCAUGCUGACAAAUUUUCUGGAAGACCCCAUGUUCCAGUUUUUCGUGACCUGUUCCUGGAUCAUGGACUUAUAUUUUCUAAUGGUAAUAACUGGAAAGCCAUGAGACGAUUCACUCUUUCUACACUGCGAGAUUUCGGGAUGGGGAAGAGAAAAAUAGAAGAUAAGAUCACUGAAGAGUGCCACAGUUUGGUAAAGACUUUAAAAGCUUACAAAGGAAAACCAUUUGAAAACACCAUGAUAAUGAAUAGUGCUGUGGCCAAUAUCAUUGUGUCCAUAUUGCUUGGUUAUCGUUUUGACUAUGAUGAUCCAAAACUUUCAAGGCUUUUAACAAUCAUCAAUGAUGUGGCAAGAAUUUCCGGCUCCCCAAUGGCUUUGUUGUACAAUGCAUUUCCAUCUCUGGUCCGAUGGCUGCCUGGGAAUCACAGAGAUGUCAUUUCAUACAGGGAGGAAAUGCACACUUUUAUAAGAGAAACCUUCACCCAUCAGAGGAAUAAUCUUGAUGUCAAUGAUCAGAGGAAUUUUAUUGAUGUUUUCCUUGUCAAACAAAAGGAGGAAAAACCAAAUCCAGAGUUAUAUUUCAAUGACACAAAUCUAACUGUUCUGGUGAUGGACUUGUUUGCUGCUGGAAUGGAGACAACCUCCACCACUCUCCGAUGGGGCAUCCUGCUGAUGAUGAAAUACCCAGAAAUACAAAAAAAUGUUCAGAAGGAAAUUGAAAAAGUCAUCGGUUCUGGAGAGCCUCAACUGAUACACCGAAAAGAAAUGCCAUAUACUGAUGCCGUUAUCCAUGAAAUCCAAAGAUUUGGUAAUAUUGUGCCAACAAGUGUUCCACAUGCCACUACUGAGGAUGUGAAUUUCAAAGGAUUCUUCAUACCCAAAGUAAGUAUUACAUUUUUAUUCUUCAUCUAUUAUAUAAAAAAAGAAAAGCAACCAACCUGA
Molecule: messenger RNA, 1218 nt
Organism: Staurois parvus
Lineage: Eukaryota; Metazoa; Chordata; Amphibia; Anura; Ranidae
Source: the annotation of a GenBank genome assembly